CGUUGUUGAGGACAGGGCUGGAGUUUUGACAGAGGAACCAGUCCAGAUCAAGCGAAGGCGGGGUUAAAGAAGACAAAACAAGGAAUUUCCUGGUGAGCUACGACAACACAGGAAGAUGAAUGUGGGCGUCGCUCACAGCGAGGUAAACCCCAACACGCGGGUGAUGAACAGCAGAGGGAUAUGGCUCACCUAUCUGCUGCUCACUGUCGUGUUGCACAUCGUCCUGCUCAGCAUCCCUUUCUUCACUGUCCCGCUGGUCUGGACACUAACGAACGUCAUCCACAAUCUGGUGAUGUACCUGUUUCUGCACACAGUGAAGGGCACUCCCUUUGAAACACCAGACCAAGGCAAAGCCCGUCUGCUCACACACUGGGAACAGAUGGAUUACGGCGUCCAGUUCACGUCUUCACGUAAAUUUCUUACCAUCUCACCAAUUGUUCUAUAUAUUCUUGCAAGUUUCUACACAAAAUACGAUCGUACGCAUUUCCUCAUCAACACGUGCUCGCUCCUUAGCGUCCUCCUCCCAAAGCUGCCUCAGUUUCAUGGAGUACGGAUAUUUGGGAUCAACAAGUACUGACAGAACACUGGAUUUUAACCAUCAACACUGGACUGUUUCAAUUUUAGAGGCUGCAAAAGAAGGAAAUCUGUUUAAAUGGUCUGAACAUGUACACAUUGUUUGGAGUAUUACAUGAAAGUUGCUUGCAGCCUGGUGAAAGUAAAUGCACUGCUGCUGUUUCAUCAAAGUAAAUGAUGACAUUCCCGAUGUAAAGGCCAGACAUGUUUGCUCUUGUCUUGGAGAAAGAGCAUAUUUAUAACUGCACUGCUUUCACAUGUAGCUUUUCUACAGAUGUUGGUUGUUGUCAUGAAUGUAAAUGAAUAUUUUUGAUUCAUGUCGCAAAUGGCACUUGAAAGUUUUCUUUUUCUUAAUUUACUAUGAAGGAUUAACAUGCAGCAUGCAUUUACGUGCCCAUAAUAAUAAAAAAUAAACAUUUUGCCAUGAUAAA
Oreochromis aureus is the source of this 1004-nucleotide messenger RNA. It is a transcript of the gene ormdl2, whose product is annotated as ORMDL sphingolipid biosynthesis regulator 2. The coding region runs from base 116 to 577 and encodes 153 amino acids. Gene Ontology annotation, biological process: negative regulation of ceramide biosynthetic process; intracellular sphingolipid homeostasis; ceramide metabolic process. Gene Ontology annotation, cellular component: endoplasmic reticulum membrane. The record is from RefSeq and is a predicted model, not a curated record. The transcript is spliced from 4 exons. NCBI's taxonomy places the organism in Eukaryota, Metazoa, Chordata, Actinopteri, Cichliformes, Cichlidae.